AUGCGGAUUGCCCGAUCUCUUCAUCCGCCUUACUGGCAUCAUACACAAACCAUAACAUUCUGUACAAGGCAGAGACCUCCACAUCGAAACCCCAGCGGAAACCCGAGAGCCAAACGACCGUGGGAACCAGCGUUAUGUCUCACGCCGGUAACAUACUGCAUUGGCGAUUUCUCGGCGCAGAUGAUCGGAGAUGACGAUUUCGACUCCCGCCGCUCCCUACGAAGUAUCGUCAUCGGCCUCGUCAUCGCUAUUCCCAGCCGCGAAUGGUUUCUGUUUCUAGGACGACGGUUCAACUACGCUCAUUCUCCAACUAUAUCCCUCUGCGCGAAAGUGGCUGUCAAUCAGCUAUUUUAUACUCCGUUGUUCAAUGUGUAUUUCUUUGCCUUCCAUGGGCUUCUCUCCGGAGAGGGACUCAAGGGUGCCGUUGAACGCGUGAAGAACACUGUCCCUACAAGUAUACCCAGGAGCUUUCUCUACUGGCCUUUGGUCACGGCGUUCAACUUUACCUAUGUACAGCCUCAGUCUCGCUCGGUUGCUAUAUCCGGCUUUGCUGUUUUCUGGCAAUCGUACCUGAGUUAG
Molecule: messenger RNA, 579 nt
Organism: Aspergillus pseudonomiae
Lineage: Eukaryota; Fungi; Ascomycota; Eurotiomycetes; Eurotiales; Aspergillaceae
Product: Mpv17/PMP22 family protein
Exons: 3
Coding region: 1-579 (192 amino acids)
Cellular component (GO): mitochondrion; membrane; cytoplasm
Source: RefSeq, a predicted model, not a curated record